Molecule: messenger RNA, 4086 nt
Organism: Saprolegnia parasitica CBS 223.65
Lineage: Eukaryota; Oomycota; Saprolegniomycetes; Saprolegniales; Saprolegniaceae
Exons: 8
Coding region: 1-4086 (1361 amino acids)
Biological process (GO): mitotic chromosome condensation; meiotic chromosome condensation
Cellular component (GO): condensed chromosome, centromeric region
Molecular function (GO): histone binding
Source: RefSeq, a predicted model, not a curated record
AUGACGACGCGGGCCUCGGCGCGGGCUGCGCUCUGGACAGACCUUAGCCGCAGCUUGAGCGCACUGGAGCUAUGGGAAGUCCCGGAAGAGAUCCUCGUCGACAUCUACUCCCAUCUCAUGCAAGGUCUCUCGACGCCGGACGCGGAAGAAGGCUAUGACUACCUCCGCGACGUGUCCAAGGACGCGCUCUCGGCGCUCGCUGGCACCUUCACGGCCGUCCUCGAGAGCACGUGCGAGACACCCGAGACGUCCAAGCAAUUCUGGCAGUGUGUCCUCACGAGCAUCAUGCAGCAGCGAGAUGCCGUCGACGACAACGACGACGACGACGAAGAGGCGUCCGGCGGUAGCCACCGCCACCUCCUCGUCGCCUUGCACCUUAUCAUUGCACAUGCGCUCGGUAUGGACAAGGCCGCAGCAGGCAUCGUGCCGACGAUGGAAGCCAUGGAAAUCGGUCUCAUGGCGGCCCACGUCUACCUCGUGUGGCUGCAAAUCCCAGGCGGCUCGGCCUUUGGCGUCUUUAUCCCGUUCCUGUACCGUGAAGUCCUGCGACUUUUGCACGCAUGGGCGACGCUCAUGUACUCACCCGACAGCGACGUGGCUGACCCCAACAUGCCACGGCAGCUCAAGCGCAAGCAGCACCAGACCCGUCGCGCGCCGGUCCAGUCCCCGGCCCUCGUCGCGUCGGGCCAGCGCGUGCUCGACUCCCUCGUGGCCACGACGACGCAUGUGGCGUUGCAGCACGACGCGCUCACGCCAACAAUCGAUGCGCUCCUUUCGGUCGUCAACUUUAUGCUACUGCGAGCCGCUCCGACCGAGUUGCCGCUCCAGAUUUUAAAGACGAUAUGUCUGCACCAGUCGCCGGACGCAGUGCACUUGGUGCUGGGCCGGCUCAUUCCGGGUGUCGCCCUGCGCGACAACGCGCUGCCGACCGGCCCAUGGGACAAGCUCCGGCACGCCCACGUCUUUCAUACGUGGGCGCUCGAUGCGAUCGAUGGCAUCCUGCGCGAGAUGCCUGCCAGCAACGAGGACAACGACGACGAUGACGACGACGACGAGCCGAUUCCAGACGAGCUCGUGCUGUGCGUGCUCCAACAGCUCUGUUUGCGCAUCCCCGACAAGAGCGACGACCGGAAAAAGGUUUGCGCCGGCAUUCAGCAGCUGCUUUCGCACCACAUCUUGCACCGCCCACCGUCGCUCUCGAUGUUCUUGACGUUUCUCGACAGCUACGCGCGCCACGAAAAGGUCAAGUACCGUCAGUUUGCGGUCGAAUUGCUCGCCGACCUCGUGCUGGAGCCGUCUGUCUUUGGCGCCGCCGACGGCGACAAUGACAGCUUUCUGGGGCUCGUGCCGCUGCUUCGUAUACUGGGCCACCGCGCGUGCGACCGGGUCUCCACCGUGCGCACCAAGUCGAUUGCGGGCAUUGCGGCCCUUUUAUCGUUUGGCACCAUCAACAGCGAGCAUGCGAGUCAAAAGCAGUUUGCGUCGGUGCUCGCAGAGACACUCACGUCGUCGGCGGUCGUGUGUCCGACCUCCCUUCGGUCCGCAACGGUCCACGCGCAGCUCCUCGCGCUGUGCCGCGACCGCCUCUUUGACGACAAGACCUAUGUCCGGCGAGCAUCGCUCCAAGUGCUUGAAGUGCUACUGCUGCGCCACGCAGACGCAGACGUUCUCGGUGACAUCCACGGACGCUGCGCCGACCCGUCCAUCAUUGUGCGCAAACAAGCCAUGCUGACGCUGACGACGCUCCUCACCGCGUCGCCCAAUGACAAGGACAUUCAAGUCACGUGGAACCUUGGCGUGCUGCCGCUCGUCCUCGACCCCGAGGCCACGGUGCAGACAAGCUGUCUUGGUUUGGUCGAGAAAAUCUUGCUCGAGAGGCUGUUGCAGUGGCACAAGAAGCACGCAACGGAUGCCUUUGUCGCCGCCGUCUACGCACAGCUCGCGCACCUCGACAGCUUUCUCAUCCGGUUUCUCCAAAAGGCCGUGCGCCUUUUGGUCCAACGAGGCGACGUGUCGGCCGCCAAGCUCGUGCGGCACGCGAUCGACGGCGUUCGCAGUCGCACCGACGACAAAUGGACCAUUAGCUGGGUGCUUCUCGACGAGCUCGCGUGUCGCAGCGAUGUGCUCGACGACGUGAGCGCCGCUGACGCCAAGGUCGUUGCGGGCUGCUGGGCCGACCGAACGCCGACGCCGCGCGAUCUCCACAACGACGUGGACGACGACAACGUGCUGCGCAUUCUUCGCGUGCUCUGCGCGCUGGCCGAGAAGCUGCCAACAGCCCAAGCGACCGAGCUCGCAACGGGUCUCCAAGAUGCGCUGCAAGGGUUUGCACAUUCGUUGAACCUGAUCCCGGUUGCCCUUCAGGGCUUGCAUGGUAUCCAUGGCGGAAGUGCGUGGCGGUCGUCGCUCUAUGACGCGUGCGCAUCUGUCCUCGAUGCGGACGCGCCGUCGUGGCCGACCGUCGAGCGCGCGCUCCAGACGAUGGGCGACCUCGUUCUGCUCGACGUCGACGACCGCGCGUCGACAGCACUGCCGCGUAGCCUCGUGGCGCGGCUUCAACGGUACCUUCUCCCGCGCCUCGCCGCCGACGUGGCUGAGACCCCGGCGUCAAUCCGCGCAUUGGCGUUUGUUGCUGUCGGCAAAGCCUGUCUGGCCGACGAGGCGUUUGCAAAGGAGAGCAUCACCAUGUUCAUGCGCGAGCUCCAGACGUCGCCGAUCGAAGCGAUUCGGUCCAACAUCCUCCUCGUGCUCGGCGACCUCUGCAUCCGGUGGACGUCGGUCGUCGACGUGUACAUCCCGACGAUCGCGUCGUCGCUUUUGGACCGGAGCCACGCCGUGCGGCGCAACACGCUGCUGCUGUUUUCGCAGCUCCUGCUGCAAGACUAUGUCAAGUGGAAGGAGUCGCUCCUGCACUACUUUUUACGUGCGCUCGUGGACCCGCAUGAGGAGAUGGCGUCCCUGGCGCAGCACAUUUUGUCGGGCCCGCUCCUCCUCAAGACACCGUCGCUCUUUACCAUGAAGUUUGUCGAAGCCGUCUUUGUGUUCAACAACGUCCCGACGCCGUCGCUGACCGGUGUCAUCUCGACGCCGAUGCUCCAGAACCUGAGCUUGUCGGGCAACCUCCAUUUCCCCAAGCGCCUCGUCAUCUACCGCUUCCUUUUGCAGCACAUGCGUGACGAGCAAAAGCUGCAAGUGUCGAUGAAGCUCGUGACGGAGGUCCUCGACGACGUGGUCGACGGCACACUCCGAUUGGCGUCGGACCCGACGACGAUAUCGGAAAACUCGAUCGAGGCCGUGCUCCAAGAUGCACUCAUUCUCUUGAGCAGCCCCGAAAUUCGCUUGUCGGCGCCGAAGGACCGCGACGAAGAGCUCCUCGAAGCCGGUGACACACCGGCGUCGACCCUCCAAGACGCGAAGCGGUCGCUCCUCUCCAAAAUGUCGCGCAAGAAUUUCAUCGAGAACGUUGUGCCGGUCGUGAUUGGCCUCAAGCACACGCUGCAGGCCAAGCGGAGUCCGGUCAUGCGCUACCUCAUGCACUGCAUCAAGGAGCUCUUUGCGUUCUACAAGGCAGAGGUCCACGACAUCCUCGCCGCCGACCCGCAGCUGGCGAAGGAAGUGCUCUACGACCUGCGCCAGUUUGAGCAGACGACGACACGCCGCCCCGCGCCGCCCGUAACCACGUCCUUUGCGUCCCAGCGCGCGUCGCUCGGCGGCUUGAGCACGAAGAAGGCGGCCAUGAUGACGCCGCUCACCCGCAUCCAGCGUGAGCACGACAAGCGAAGAGACACGAGCGACGCGGGCUUGAGCGACAACCUCGCCAAGACACUCUUUCUCUCGCCCAAACCCGGCCACAACAAGAGCGAGAGCGAGGACAACAACGACGAGGACGAGGACGAUGUCGAGGUCCCCAAGACACUCCCGCGGCCCGUGCAGCAGUGGAACGUCUCGGUGGAGUCGCCGUAUGUCAAGCAAGCCGCACCGCGCGAGGGCGCGACGGCACAGACGCUCGACUUUGCCGACGUCUCGAGCGACGACGCAUACGAGUCACCGAGCAGCCCAGUGCCUGCCGAGCAGCCCGGUGUCUAA